UCUCAGAAAUUGAGAGUACGAUUGCGUUAGUUAACCCACCUCCUUUCUCUCCUUCCCAGAAUUCCUAGAAAACAAAGGAUGAAGGUGAUCGACAAGAUCAAAGCAGCAGAAUCAGAGAACAACACCAUCUUCUCCUUCGAAUUCUACGUUCCAAAAAACGAAGACGGCGUCGUAAAUCUAUCGAAGAGUAUGGAGAAUUUGGUGGUUCAUUCCCCUUCUUUUUGCGACAUUACUUGGCGUGCAACUCAAGGACCUUUAACCCUAGAAAUCGCAAAUCUUAUGCAAAAUUUAGUUUCUGUUGAAACUAUGAUGCAUCUUACCUGCAUUAAUAUGCCUCUUCAAAACAUUGAUCAUGCACUCGAUACUAUCAAAUCCUUUGGUUUGCAAAAUGUUUUGGCUCUUCGCGGUGAUCCACCUCGUGCUCAGGAACAACUUCGUGUUGACGGCUUUUCUUCCGCCCUCGAACUCGUUCAUCAUGUAAGGAGCAAAUAUGGAGAUUACUUUGGGAUUACUGUUGCUGGUUAUCCUGAGGCACAUCCUGAUGUUAUUGGAGCUGAUGGUUUAGUAAGUACAGAAUCAUAUGCUAAUGAUCUUGCUUACUUGAAAACAAAGGUUGAUGCUGGUGCUGAUGUUAUCAUAACACAGUUGUUUUAUGAUACCGAUGUUUAUCUCAAGUUUGUAAAUAAUUGCCGCCAAAUCGGAAUUACCUGUCCAAUUGUUCCUGGCAUUAUGCCCAUUCUUAGCUAUAAGAGGUUUUUAGGAACGACUCGUUUGUGUAAAACAAAGAUUCCUCAAGCGAUCAUUGAUGCAUUGGAGCCAAUUAAGGACAACGACGAAGCAGUGAGAGCCUAUGGUAUACAUCUUGGAACUGAAAUGUGUAAGAAGAUUUUGGCUAGUGGAAUCAAACAGCUUCAUUUCUAUACAAUGAAUGUGGACAAGUCUGCACUAGGAAUAUUAAUGAAUCUGGGACUGAUUGAAGAGUCGAAGAUUCAGAGGCCACCUUGGAAAUGCUCAGCAAUUGCUAGCAGCACCGAGGAAGAUGUUGGGCAUGGGCAACGUGCUGAUGCUCAUAACGCUUUUUAUCUUCAGAUGAGCUUCAACGUGAGCAACUCAGCACCUCUGCUGGUGCUUAGCAAGAUGCCGUAUUCCUGCUGGAGUUGUAACCAUGAGAUGUCUCUGAGAACAUGUCCUUAUUGUUUGCUAUCGAAGCUAUUGGCAAUAGCUAGUAUAGUAUAUGCAUAAGACAUUCAAGAGCGUUUGCCUUGGCAAGCUGAGAUGCAAUUUAGUCUGAAGCAGAGGCCCUUCAUCAGACAGAUACAAAGAUCGUAGGCCAAGGAAUUCCUCACCAAUUCCAUCAAUUGUCAAUUAACCAGCUUUUUUUUUUAUUGGAUAUAAACUCAAGGAUUAUCUACUAUUGAUUGCCAAUCAACAGUUUAAUGGAGAAAAAUCAAACUCCUCUGCUAUUGGAAAGUAUAAGUUUUAAAAUUCGAGUAUUGAGAUUAUAGAUGCAGGACUUGCCAUGCUUACAAUUACGCCAUUCCCAUGAUUUAUUUAUUUUCAAUUCCCAUGAUUUAUUUAUUUUCAAUUCCCAUGAUCUUAACACUCUUCUCUUUGGAGAUCUUAAAACGGAGUAGGAGAUAAUAACUACUUGUACAUUUUUAUAUACUUUCUCUGAUUUUUCCGUAAUUUGCAGCACUUUUUAUUCA
This is a messenger RNA of Chenopodium quinoa (quinoa), 1706 nucleotides long. RefSeq names its product methylenetetrahydrofolate reductase 1-like. Gene Ontology annotation, cellular component: cytosol. Gene Ontology annotation, biological process: tetrahydrofolate interconversion. The record is from RefSeq and is a predicted model, not a curated record. NCBI's taxonomy places the organism in Eukaryota, Viridiplantae, Streptophyta, Magnoliopsida, Caryophyllales, Amaranthaceae. Bases 79 to 1242 code for a protein of 387 amino acids. Gene Ontology annotation, molecular function: FAD binding; methylenetetrahydrofolate reductase [NAD(P)H] activity. The transcript has 8 exons.